This is a messenger RNA of Anopheles coustani, 2118 nucleotides long. RefSeq names its product differentially expressed in FDCP 6-like. The transcript has 4 exons. Gene Ontology annotation, cellular component: cytoplasm; nucleus. The coding region runs from base 284 to 1948 and encodes 554 amino acids. The record is from RefSeq and is a predicted model, not a curated record. Lineage: Eukaryota; Metazoa; Arthropoda; Insecta; Diptera; Culicidae.
CUCGCAGGACAACUCUGACGUGCCGUUCGGUGUUUGGUGUCGCAAGUGAGUCGCCAGUUCCGUGUGCGUGGAGCGUACUUUUGAACCGGGUGAUAGGUGCACAGUUGAUUGUCAAGUGUCGCUGGUCUAAUAGACGGUCUACCGACCCGUGAAGUUUGGUGUUUUGUGUCGAGUGAACGAGUGUCUACCAUUUAAACUCAGCUAGUAAACAGAGUGUCUCGAACUACCAGGUUAAGGAAAGAGCUUCAAAUCAAAGAACAGAUUCCAAAGAAUCAGGAUCAAAAUGGCAACACUGUUGAAGAACGUUACCAACAGCAUUUGCCAUGCGUUCAACGCGUUGCAGCAGAACCGAGAUUGUUUCGUGAGCAAGUCCAAACUGAAGGUGUUAACGGCCAACAUUGCCACACUGCUGGAUCUGUACGGUGUGGAGCGCGGCUUAGAUCACUUCCGCUCGACGGCCACACUAAAUUUCGAGCACUACCGGUACUAUCUGGCGCAGGAAGUGUUUGCGAGCGUUUCGAACGAUUUGCCGCUGGCGGCGUUGCGAAACUAUGAAACCAAAAUCGAUGAGGUUUGUUGGCUGGUCUGUCGGAUGAACUUCCUCACGAACGAUGAGUAUUACACGGAGGAGGCCAUCUAUCAGUUGUUCCGGAUUUUCUGCCUCGUCGCCGACCUCUCCAGCGACCCGAACGAUCCGGACGUGUUCACGGUGAAGAUCCACCCGCUGGAGGCGCUGAUCAUCAUCAAGCAUCUGCUGAACUCGCUCGGACUGAACUACGAUGGCGACGGGAAGUACGACUAUCUCCGCACGUCGGACGAAUCGCUCGAGUUUGGGGAGCUGCUGGAGAUGCUGCGGUUCAAGAACUACGACAAGGUGAACGACUACCGGGAGUCGAUCUGCGAGGCGGUGGGCGAUAUGUAUCAGACGUUGAUUGAGGACGUGAUCAAGAAGGGCUAUCUGUUCCGGCGCGGGUACCUCCUGCCGACGUUCCGGGAGUACUUUUUCGUGCUUCAACCGUGCGAGCUGGCUUACUACAAGCAUCCAACCGAUCGGGACGUCUGUGGCACGAUCGUGCUCGACUCGAAGUUUAUGGUGAAGCCGAGCCACUCGAGCUCCGGCAAGCAGGAGAAGGUGCAACGGUUCACACUGGUGUCGGGCGAUCGGACGUACGAGUUGGGCACGUUGGACCACAAGACACGCCUACAGUGGAUCGCCGCCCUCCAGCUGGCCAUCACGUACUCGACCGGACGGGAAGGGUUCCAGCGGGAUACGGUGAACCGGCGCAAGCAGCAGCGUGAGACGGAGCAACGGCGUCGGCGGGAGGAGGAGCAACUGCGCAGCCAGCAUCUGAAGAAGCUCGAAGAAACACACGUCCAGCUGGAGCAGGAAAAGUUGGCCCGCUUGGCGGCGGAAUCGCAGGCACGGCAGUACGAAGCGGUCGCCCGGGAGGAUUCGCGGCGCGUGGCCGAACUCGAGGACGUAAAGUUGUGCCUCGAGAAGAUGCUGGAGGAUGAAAUUCAGGCCAAACGGGACGAAGAGAUUGUCCGCGCACUGCAGGCGCGUGUGCUGGCGGAGGAAUGGGAAAAGCGGGAGGAGCUGGAGCAGCUGCAGGCCGAACAGAAGAGCCUGCUGGAGCAGGAGCGCCAGAAGCGUAUCGAGUUCGAGUACCGGCAGCAGGAGAACGAGGAGAAACUGCUCGAAGCGGAAAGCAUGCUGCGCCAGCUGGAGGAGGAACGGAAGCGGUUGGAUCGGGAACUCAAACUGGCGCGGCAGAAAAUUCAACUGUCCGAAGACAAUAAGGGUAUCGUUGAGGCAAAAUUACAGGCCAUGUCUCCCACUUAUCGUACCAGUGCUGGCGAGUUCAUGAUCCGCCGGACGCAAUCCUUCGUGGCGGCAGAUAGGCCCGUCCUGGUGGCCGGUACCCGAUCAUCUCAUAGGUUUAGCUAGAUGACCCGCUCCGUUCGAUUCCCCGAGUGGACACACAGACCUACACACGCCAAUGUAACUUAUUAACACCACACGUACGCGUUACUUGCCUAUGUUUUAUUUGUGUUAUAUACGUAUUGAGUACUUUUAAGAACUAACCACUCCACAGCUAGCGCCUAAGCAUGCAAUAA